This is a messenger RNA of Colletotrichum higginsianum IMI 349063, 1455 nucleotides long. Its product is annotated as Glycoside hydrolase. The transcript is spliced from 6 exons. The record is from RefSeq and is a predicted model, not a curated record. NCBI's taxonomy places the organism in Eukaryota, Fungi, Ascomycota, Sordariomycetes, Glomerellales, Glomerellaceae. Bases 1 to 1455 code for a protein of 484 amino acids.
AUGGUUUUCCAGCUCCCGUCGGCUGUUGAUGCAGAAGCCAUCGCGGUGAUCUGCUACUCCUUCAUCUGCUUCUUCUCCAACGUCUUGCUGCUGUGGCUGCUCUGGACGCACAACGACAGGACAAGCUACAUUGCCUGCAUCUCGUACGCCACCCUCGUCAUCACCACAACCAGCAUCUGCCAGCAGUUCUACGAUUACGCUUUCUGGGUGGACAUUUUGACGGACCAGUUCUACUACGCGAGAGAGAACGCCGACAAUGCCGAAGUUCAAUACCACAAGGGAUCACGGGGUAUCAAGCUCGUCUUGAGCUAUGUCCGCAUCUUUGGUUUCACAAUCGCGUCCACCUUUGUCUUCUUCUUUGCUUUGUCCCUAGCUGCGAGUGUUUAUGGCUGGUUUGCCACGACGCCGAGGACGACGCACACCAUCUCCAUCAUCGGAAGAACUCUGCCCGUUAUUCUCACGAGCAUAACCGUCGGCCUGAUGCUUUCAACCCCUGCUCAAAACUCGUUUCUCGUGUACAUGUUUGUUGCCAAUACCCAAUUCGUCCUCAGUCUCUUUGGAAGCGCCAUUCUGCUUCUCAUGAUUUUGAUCAGAUACGUCCACUCGCGAAGGACUCUCACUACGUGGAACAUUCUUUACGGAAACGCCGACUCGUCGCUGCCGAGCAGCAAUGACGACGGCGGAAGCAAGGCGCGGUCCGUCUGGCUCGGCAGCGGCUCGAGCCGAGGUGGACGGAGUCGGGCCUACAGCGGAGCUGGUGCCAACAAGACAUAUGAUAGCUGGCUCGUGAUGCGGCUUUCCAUCGCCUUUGCGGUCCUCUGCGUCUUCGAAUACACAAACGUCAUCCCGCGCAUCGCGGCAGCCAGCCACACCAUCGAUACAGCCGACAACCUGCAGCCCGACCUCAGCCUCAAGCGAGCACGAUCGAGCGUCCGGGGCUACGUGCCCGGCGUCACCCCGAGCCUGGUCGCCUUUCUCGUCUUCGGGACGACCAAGACGUUCCAGCGCAAGAUCUACGACGCCUUCGUCCCGAAACGGUUCCGGCGGAAGCACCGACAGCUGAAGCGGAACCUGUCCAUCUCCUUUGGGAACUCGGCACCCUCCCCGCCGCAGCGGCCGGUCCGGCCACCUCGCCCCGCGGACGAGUUUUCUCUGGCCGACUUGAGCCCCAGGUUCACUCAGAGCGGCAGCUACAGCCCUCGAUUCGCCCCCGACGGGAACUUGAGCCCGAGGUUCCCCCACGGCCCGCAGUCGAAUCCCGCGUCGAGGCUCGGCACGCCGAGGUUUCCACCCGCUGACUCCCACACUCCAUCGGGUCACUUGAGUCCAGGGCUGGUCGCGCCUAGUCCUCGGGCUAUGAGCCCUGGGGUCAGUCCGAGUUUGCACUCCAAGUUCUCGAUUUAUGGAAGGCCUGAUGCAAGGGACAAGGCGCUCCCGAGGACGCCUUACGACUAA